GCAUCUAAAUUCAGUCGCACUGUCUGGUACUGUCCAGUACUGUCAGUAGUCUCAGUUGGUCUCAGUACAGAGACUACAGCACAUACAGACAGAGUACAGAGAGGUUCAGUCUUUAAUGCGCAAUCGCUUAAAAAUUAACUUUUAUUUUAUCAUUUUUAUUUCAUAAAUAUAUAAAUAUAUAAAUAUUCAAUUACCUUUCAUUAAUUCUUCAUUAAGUGCUACAUAAAUAUUUCUUUAAAACAAUUUUUUUUGGACAAUUUUUUUUUUUUUUCAGUUUUUUUUUUCUUGUUUUUAUUUUAAAAAUUUAAAAAUGAAUUCAAUUUUAAGAUCAUGCAUCCUUAUGGGAUCAUUUCUAAUAACUUACGUCAUCAGUAUCCAAGUAGAGCACACUUUUGAAACAGUACACACAAGUAAUGCUGCAGUAUUAAAUCGUUUAGGAUUAUCACCAAUUGAAAUACCCGAAGGACAUUACAAGAAACGUGUAUCUGGACCAGAACCUCAAGCAUUGUCAUCAUCAUUAAGUUAUUCGAGUGCACAAUCACGAAUCCAUCAACCAUAUAGCAGACGUCAUGGUCAUCAUGAUAGUCACAUAUAUGUGGUAAAAUUACCAGCAAGUCCACCUUAUUAUACUGUUACGAGACCCUUAAAAUCAGUGAAUAAAGAUAAUAAUAAUAAUAAUAUCCCAAGCAAAAGUAUUGAUGAUUCAAGUGUAAUAAAUCAAACACCUUUAGUUGGAUUUAACAGUAAUGGUAAACCAGCUAAAAUUUAUCACUGGAAUCUUCCAUUAAUGAAGAAAAUAUCUGAAAAAAAACGUUUACAUGGACAAUUUAAAAUUAAUCAAUUAAGAAAAAAAUUUAAAGAAAAUAGGAAUAAAAAUAUUAAAAAUCAAGAUGAUAAAAAAAAUAUAAAUUCAUUAUUAAUAACGAAAUCUGAUAUUGAUGAUGAAUUUAAUAAAGUAUUUAAUGUCAACAUGAAAAAUAAUUAUAAUAAAUACAAUGGUUUAGUUAAUGACAAUAAAAAUGUAAUUUUUCAAAAACAAACAAGAAAUAAUGAUAAAUUAUUAAAUUAUUAUUCAGAAAAUAUUCAGCAAUCAAACAAAAUCUAUGGAAUUUCUAAUAAAUUAAAUAAUGAAAAUAGUACACGAAAAAUGUAUCGAUUUGAAGAUAGUUAUGAUGUAAAAUCACGUCCAAAUAGAUUAGCUAAUGAUUUAAAUAAUGAUAAUAAUAAUAAUAAUAAUAAUAAUAAUAAACAAUACCGAAUGAAAGCAGCAAUGACGUAUUAUGCACCAAUGAUUGCAAAAAAAAUAACUGGAUUGUCGAUCAAUAACAAUAUACACAAAAAUUUUCCUGGUAACGGAAAACCAAAAGCUUUUUAUGUAAUGGAAAAGAGCCGUCACAAGCCAAUUUACUAUCAUUCUUUAUUGCCAUAAUUUUUCAAAUAUUUAACUUGUUUUAAAAAGAAUAUCUUAUCAAAUAAUAAUAAUAAUAAUCAUCAAUGGAUCUACAAUAAAUGUAAGCAAUGAUGACUUAUAUAGAAAAUGAAAAUUUUUUCAUUUUAUUUUUAACCGACAAUUAAAAUAAUUCAAUAAUUGAUAGACUGAGAGAAAAAGAGACUUAUACACUCUUUUAUAUAAGUUAUUAAUCAUUUUGUAUACUGUAAAAAAAUAAUAAACUAAAGGAUAAUUAAAUUCGGAGGAGUGAAUACGGAGCGAUUAUUUAUUUAUUUAUUUACGUAAUCCUUUCAGAGUAACGUGAUUACUUCAAGACUGAAAUAAUUUGAUUUUUUUAUCAUUAUUACAAAAAAAUUUUUAAAAACCCGGAAUAUAAUAAUAUAUAUCAUUAUAAGUCAUUAAUAUUUACUUAAAUAAAAUAUGUAUUUAUGAUUUUUAAUUAAUAAUUUUAUUAUUAAUAUAUAAAUUUAUUGUAACAUUAAAGCUCCGGAACUCUGAGUAUAACAAAGUGAAUUCUGAUUAAAAAUUUACUCCAAAUUCAACCCCGAUUUUUACACUCUAU
This is a messenger RNA of Microplitis mediator, 2012 nucleotides long. RefSeq lists its product as uncharacterized. Bases 311 to 1429 code for a protein of 372 amino acids. The transcript has 2 exons. The record is from RefSeq and is a predicted model, not a curated record. Lineage: Eukaryota; Metazoa; Arthropoda; Insecta; Hymenoptera; Braconidae.